This is a messenger RNA of Impatiens glandulifera, 636 nucleotides long. Its product is annotated as dirigent protein 22-like. The record is from RefSeq and is a predicted model, not a curated record. Bases 14 to 529 code for a protein of 171 amino acids. The transcript has a single exon. NCBI's taxonomy places the organism in Eukaryota, Viridiplantae, Streptophyta, Magnoliopsida, Ericales, Balsaminaceae.
UACCACUACUAACAUGCACAUUUUUAUCCUAAUUACAAUUUUAUUUGUCUCUAAUUUCUCAGUGGCAAAAAAAGCUAAAAUUUUGCAUGUCGAAUUCUAUCUGCACGAUAUUGUGGGUGGCUCUAAUCGUAGUGCAGUUCAAGUUGCUGGUCAGUCUUCUAAUGUAACUGGGCUUAACCCAAUUACUAGCAUGUUUGGGUCGGUUUUUGUCAUGGAUAAUGCUCUCACAUCCACGCCUAGUUUAAACUCAACCCUUGUGGGCCGUGCACAAGGACUAUAUGCCAUGGCUUCGCAGCAUAACGAGUUUAGUCUCUUGAUGACUCUUACAUUUCACUUUAUUCAAGAAUCUUAUAAUGGUAGCUCGUUCAGUGUGGUUGGUAGGAAUCCAGUUAUGAGUGAGAUCCGAGAGAUGCCAAUCGUUGGUGGUACAGGUGUUUUUAGGAUGGCACGUGGAUAUUGUUUAGCUAAGACAUACUCAAUGGAUCAAAUGGAUGCUGUGGUGGGAUAUAAUGUCACUAUUUUUCUUUAGGAGUUGUGUGUUUAGCUAGAUGAAUUUUGAGUUAUUUGCUUAUGUUUUGCCAUUCUAUUAUCUUUCUCAUGAAAUUAUUAUAUAAAUACUUGAAUGACAACUAAUCU